Molecule: messenger RNA, 3605 nt
Organism: Camelus dromedarius (Arabian camel)
Lineage: Eukaryota; Metazoa; Chordata; Mammalia; Artiodactyla; Camelidae
Gene: CALCR
Product: calcitonin receptor
Exons: 14
Coding region: 299-1729 (476 amino acids)
Biological process (GO): cell surface receptor signaling pathway; positive regulation of cytosolic calcium ion concentration; adenylate cyclase-activating G protein-coupled receptor signaling pathway
Cellular component (GO): axon; plasma membrane
Molecular function (GO): amylin receptor activity; calcitonin receptor activity
Source: RefSeq, a predicted model, not a curated record
AGUUUACGCACAGCUCACAGCUGAGCGAGAGAAGGAAGGCGCCGGGAAGGACGGCCAGCCCCCCAGACUCUGGGUGGGCUGUGCCGCGCCGCUCCGGACCUUCCUGGGUUGGAGAGGUGCGCACCGUCGGCACCUCACCCUGCGGCUGGCAUCUCCUGCCCAGGAGAUGCACCCUGGAGCCUGAGGUCCUGAAUCUCUGGAGCCACCACCUGCGAAUGCCCUUCGCCUCUCCUGAUCUGUGCCCGGCCGCCCAGUGAGAUUAUUCCAGGACUUGGAAGAUCAUCUUCUGAGACCAAAAAUGAAGCUCACACCAGUACGCUGGUGCUUCAUCUUCUUGCUCUUCCUAAAUCUGCCGACUGAAACUCUGCCUACCACUUCAAAUGACACCCACCAUCCGACAACAGAGCCGGAGCCGUUUCUCUACAUUUUGGGGAAACAGAGACUGUUGGAGGCAGAGCACAGAUGCUAUGACCGAAUGAGAAGGUUACCCCCUUACCAAGGACAAGGCCCCUUUUGCAACCGUACCUGGGAUGGAUGGACCUGCUGGGAUGACACACCGGCUGGAGUUCUCGCCCAUCAGUACUGCCCAGAUUAUUUCCCAGACUUUGAUUCAGCAGAAAGAGUUACAAAAUACUGCGGUAAGGACGGGAUUUGGUACAAAGACCCUGAGAGCAACAUAACCUGGUCCAACUACUCCAUGUGCAACGCUUUCACCCCUGAGAAGCUGCAGAACGCGUUCAUUCUGUACUACUUGGCUAUUGUGGGUCAUUCUAUGUCGAUUUUCGUCUUGGCGAUUUCCCUGGCGAUUUUCAUGUUUUUCAGGAGCCUUCGCUGCCAACGGGUGACUCUGCACAAGAACAUGUUUCUGACUUACAUCCUGAAUUCUAUGAUUAUCAUCAUCCACCUGGUUGAAGUCGUGCCCAAUGGAGAGCUCGUGAAAAGGGAUCCGCUGAUUUGCAAGAUUCUGCACUUUUUCCACCAGUACAUGAUGGCGUGCAAUUAUUUCUGGAUGCUCUGUGAAGGGGUCUAUCUCCACACUCUCAUCGUGGUGUCGGUGUUUGUUGAGGGACAGUCUCUGCGCUGGUACUAUGUCCUGGGAUGGGGGCUCCCACUGCUGCCAACUACUGCUCAUGCUAUUUCUAGGGCGCUGCUCUUCAAUGACAACUGCUGGCUGAGCGUGGACACCAACCUGCUCUACAUCAUCCACGGCCCUGUCAUGGCAGCACUGGUGGUCAACUUCUUCUUUCUGCUGAACAUUGUCCGGGUGCUGGUGAAGAAACUGAAGGAAACCCCGGAGGCGGAAUCGCACAGGUACCUGAAGGCGGUGAGGGCCACUCUGGUCCUCGUCCCCCUGCUGGGGGUCCAGUUUGUCGUCCUUCCCUGGAGGCCUUCCAACCCGCAACUUGGCCGAGUCUAUGACUACGUGAUGCACUCUCUGAUUCACUUCCAGGGAUUCUUCGUUGCCGUGAUCUACUGCUUCUGCAACCACGAGGUCCAGGAUGCCCUGCUGCGUCAGUGGAGACAGUUUAGAGCCCAGCGCUCCGGGGGCCGCCGCUCCAACCGCGCCACCUCCAGUGCUCCUGCUGCUGCAGCCCUCGCCGAGGCUGGCGACAUCCCUGUCUACAUCUGCCACCAGGAGCCGAGGAACGAGCCCGCCAACGACCCCGGCGAGGAGGGGGCUGAGGCCAUCCCCAUGGAAGUGAUUGAGCAGCAGGAGUCAUCCGCUUGAAUGUGACGCAAAUACAACAUCGUGAUCACUGACCCCUCACCUCCUGGGAGCAAGACAGACCAUGCAUUUAAAGUGAUUUCCAUCCUCCCAGGAGCGAACAUCUCAUUUGUGAGAAUUAUUAAGUGAAUUUGUCCAUUGUGAACCUGAAGAAAGUUUUACUUGGUACUUUUGCUAUGGGAGACAGUUUAGGAAUGGAGUCUCCCUCUAUAAUAUUUGUGAACUCCUGUGAAUUCCAUCUUUCAUCCAGGAUUGAGCUACAAAUGUCACAGAAAUGCAAGCAAAGUAUACAAGUAAAACGUGAUCAAAUUGACCUAGUUUCAGAUACAGGGUGCUCCUUGUUAAUCUUGAGCCAUUUAUACCUUUGAAAAAAUUAAAACCACUGUCAAUAUUUUUCUUUUUAACUCUAAACUUUGAAUUAGACUAUUUCAGUAUUUGGCUAUGGAUCUGAUUUUUAAUUUUUUUUUUAAUUUCAAUCAAUUCUGAUGUUACUCAGAUGUUUUUACCAUCCACACAAUGUAAACCGCACAAAUUACAUGACCUCUGCAAGACAAAGUGGAUUUCUAAUACUGAGGUGACUGAGUGUGUGGAGAAGAAGUCCUGCAUUUGGCAGGAAGAUGUAAUGAUUUGAAUGAAAAAGAAAUUGAGUCAGUUUGCUCAAAACAUUAGAUGGGCCAGUUUGUUCAUGGAUUUAUUAAGGUCAUAGGCUCAGCUUGGUUUUGGAUAAUCCCGUGUAUUGGGCAGGUCCCAAUGCUGUGAGGAAUUAGCCUUUGUGUUGCAUGUGCUUCAGUCGCUCACAUUUACCAACUGGGAGGUCACGAAGACUCCAUCACUAAAUUUUUCACAAAACUGCCAAAAAUGUAAUUCCUAGUGGAAGAGAAUACUCCCUUUAAAGAGAGUUCUCGGCUUUCCUAAACUCCAGGAUUUAUAAAGCAAAUCACUCCAAGGUUUAUAAAGCAGAUUACCUCUUGCCCUUGGGUGCUAUCUAGCAGUAAAGGAUAAAUUUGUUUGAGACUGGUAAUUAAAAGACUCCACGUAAGUCCAUUAACUGCUUUCUGCCCAGCUUCAAAGCUUAACAAGAUCUCAGCCUUUUCCAGGAAGAUUCAGUAGGACUAAUUAGAAGUCAGUUUGUAGUUGACCUCUUGUUUGCUGCUAUUAGUGAAACAGGAGGAGGAAAAAUGUGACUGCUACAAGUUUAACUAUAUACCAAUUCAUUUAAAAUAAAAGUAGAGUUCCUCAUUAGAAUCCAAGAUUAGAUUCCCCUACCUCUCUUUACUUCCUUCAAUAUAAAGUCUUCAAAAAUCCCUGAAUACACCGAUGUCAUUCCUGGCCCUUGAAGCUAAUUUGUGAAUUUGCAACUGUAAUCAGCUACCGUGAUUUAAUUUGUAUGCUGAAUGAGGAGACACAUUGGAACCCAUCACAUCUCAAGUCUCAUCUAUGUCAUCUUGUGCCACUGCCUUUCAGAAAAUGAUCUAGUUUUGGAAAGACACAAAAAUUGAUUUGUUCUGGUGACGUAUUUAGCGCACCUAAAGAGAAUUAUAUUCUUUCAGAGAAAAUGUAUUUUGGAUACUAAAGUAGUUUAAGUCUCCUUUACUGAAUGUAAGGGAGGAUUUGAAAAGAAGGUAUUUUUCCAAACACAGUGUUUAUGUAGUGCUGUUUCUAUUUUGUUUACAAACAUGGAAAACAGAGUACUUGCGGCAGCUCUCGCACCAGCGUGACAACGCACUGCUGACGUGUCCUAGAUGCUCUUGUGCUAAUGUGUAGUAGCGGCUGGAGACAACCAAACAGCUUACCCUAGAACUGCGCACAGUGCCAAAAGUGUGACACGCUUACGCUCUAUCCAUGUGUGAAUUAAUAAAGAGAAUUAAUAAAGCAAAAA